AUGGGAACCAAGCAAUUUGCCAAAAUUGACAAGGCUUUUCUCCCAAGACCUCCCCUAGAAGCCUUACAACCAGAGAAAGGAGUCCCAAGACCCAAUGUCUUCGACGAGGUCCAACUAGGCUCAUAUGUCUCAAAAACAGACGCGAAUAUCGCUUAUCAAGUAUGGUCUCUUCCAGAUCGAGCCCUCGGGAAGGCAUGGCGACGCCACAAAAACCGUCCAUACACCCAACAAACAGGCGAGCCCGAGGCCCACAUACUAGUACACAACGUCUACGAGCACUUGAUGAGCAAUCCACUCCUCCCCGUCUCACGUGAGGACGCAGAAUCCAAAUUUCAGGCCGAAGGGCUGGAAAAGGAUUGGGAAGUCUCAUAUAUAAUUGAUGAGCUCAGGGACGAUAUAAUCAAAGGAAGUACGCUCAAUAAUCUGGAAUCGUGGGGUUCAUAUGCGAUCAAAGAGUUAUUGAUGGAGCGAGGUCAAAGCACCGACGGAGAUAGGCGAGAUCUCGAGAACCGGGCAGAAAAGACUGAAUUGGAAAGACAUUUUGGGAUCAUGCCUCGGAGAAACCUGAAGGACUGGGGAUUAAAAAUGAUAAUAGAGCCUCGGACGAAUCCUGGCCUCGCAGGAUGGAAUGCAGAAUAUGCCCUCCAACCCUUCGAAAAUGACUGGAUGAGUACACUCGAUAUGUAUACUUUUGCCGUUCAUCUUAGUCCCUAUAACCCCGCCUACUGGACCAGUCGUGCAUACUGUCAUUACCAGUUAGCAUAUUUCGACUUAGCUCUGGGCGAUGCGUAUCGUGCAAAAGUACUCUGUAACGUUCUGAUCAACGGGGACGAACGCAGCCGACGACCAGGUCUCUACCCACGGAUCUGGCAUGCGAUAGAGCAACAUCUACUCGUUCAGCCUCGAAAGGAAGGGGAUCUCAAACCCGAGAUCCACCGCCUACGAGUACGAGGUGCCGCAUACUUUGCCAGUGGCCUCGUGAAAGCCUUAGAGCUUAUAACCACAUUGAGCUUACUAGCGUUGAACUGCUGGCAUGACCUUGAUAAGCGGUACAACUCAUUCAGCUCGAAUCUGAUUAUGACGCAGGAUCGUGACUCACUGGUUCCCCAGCAGCUGAGACAAAUAAUCGAGUCUAUCGGGCAAAGCCGACGAAAAGAAAAGAAAGCCGACGAGACACUGUUCUGGCAUGAGCGUUUUCAGGGCUGUCUCCCGGCCGAACCAACUUAUCCAUACGGGGUGCAUGUUGAUCGGAAUGCGCGAGGAUUUGUCGAUACUGCCAAUGUGAACAUAUUCUGUCAGGAUGGUAUGAAGCCUAAGUGCAAACUCCUACCAAAGAAGAACAACACGCUUGGAGUCUUUGCGGCUAGACAUAUCAAGAGAGGAGAGGUGAUACAUUUCGAAGAACCGAUUAUCCGCAGCCAUCUUCGGCCUCGACGAAUGACCAGAGAUAAAACAGCAGUGAUGGAUGAAAUAAGAUGUGAAAAUUGCAAGCGAAAAAUUGAAAUCGGCUCAACACGAUUCCAACUCUUCGCCGAAACCAGAUUUGAACGCUGUGCUUGUUCCCCAGCGGGCAAGCCUGUCCCCGGUCCUGAUGAUCGGGUCUUUUGUAAUCACAAAGGCAAGGCCAAAGGAAAAUCUCUGUCUCCAAGUUGUCGAAAUAUCGCAAGCCGACUGCACCAUUUCAGUAGCUGUGGAAAAGACUGGUCAUGGCUGCACGACGCCAUGAGACCCGUUAUCAGGCAAUGGCAGGAUAAAGAGUACAUCGUCCAGUGCAAUGAUGUAUACGGUACCAUGCACAGUCUCCUGCUGCGGAAUAUAUUCGAGAUAACACUCCACCGCCGCAAAGAAAAUCCUCAUCUGUCCCCGCUGGAGAUUGACGAGAUUCUCAUACUUGACCCGACUGAUACAAACAAAGAUUGGCUUCCGUUCUCCUAUGUUGGUAAUAUCACCGUCCCGUUCGACAUUUUGACAUACAUGGGUGUCGAUAUUUUCCGAGAUCUCUCCUUCGACACAUGGGUUAUUCAAAGCAUCAUGCACAAAUUAGUAAGCCAUGCUAUUCCCUGGGAUGAGAAACGCCGAGGUGACGGGCCUGGACCGGAGCUGUUACCCGGUGAUGCUCACAAAACACCCAUGCACCCAGACAUACAAGAUAUGAAAGUGCAGAAAAAGGAAUCAUUCAAAAAUCAUGACCCAUCGUUCAUGGAUCUGUAUCUCUUUCCUGGGUUUAGUCUCUUCAAGAGAAGUGUGCAGGAGAAUGCCAAUUGGGGCUAUGACCACGAAGUACCCAACCGGUUGGUCGUAUGGGCAGCCAGUGAUAUCAAAAAAGGAGAAGAAAUUAUCGUCCGAGAUCCAUACUGCGGUGAUGACCCUAGUGAUCUCACUAAAAAGGGGGAGAAGCAAAAACCCUCAGUCAUUGAACAAUCCAAGGAGCUCAAGAAAGAACAUAACCUUCCAAAUAAGAAAAACAAACCCGAACGCAAAGCGCCCGAGAUCACGCAGAGAAGAAGAACCAGAAAAGCAAGCACUGCUAAAGCAACAGCAGCCUCCGAACCAAACGAGGAGACUAGCACCGAAAAAGGCAAAGUGGUAGUGAACACUAUAAAAACCGACGCUACAGCAAAAAACCCAAAACAAAAAAGCCCAAUUAAAAGAAAAAGAGACGAAUAUGCCGAAGUGGACGAUAUCCGCGUAUCAAUAUACCGACAUCCCGAGGAUGCAGACCCUCCGCCAGGGAAGCAACGUCGCAAGGCACAUUUGCAUGCUUUUCGACCGCGUUUUGAUACGCGACAUGACAAGUGGUAUGAAAAUCUUGAGGAGAUGCAUAAAACGUCCAGUGAGACUGCCGCAGAGAAGAUGGCGAGGAUCAAAAUGCUUAAGAAGGGGGGUUUGGUAGCGUAUAGACAGGCGCAGAGGGAGGCAAUUGAUGAGUUGGAUAGACGGGCUGGGAGGCCUCGUCGAAAAAGGGAUCCUGCCCUUGAGUAA
Molecule: messenger RNA, 2982 nt
Organism: Penicillium longicatenatum
Lineage: Eukaryota; Fungi; Ascomycota; Eurotiomycetes; Eurotiales; Aspergillaceae
Exons: 1
Coding region: 1-2982 (993 amino acids)
Molecular function (GO): protein binding
Source: RefSeq, a predicted model, not a curated record